Messenger RNA from Diospyros lotus (date-plum), 1923 nucleotides. RefSeq lists its product as uncharacterized. Gene Ontology annotation, biological process: tRNA processing. The transcript is spliced from 10 exons. Gene Ontology annotation, molecular function: sulfurtransferase activity. The coding region runs from base 32 to 1543 and encodes 503 amino acids. The record is from RefSeq and is a predicted model, not a curated record. NCBI's taxonomy places the organism in Eukaryota, Viridiplantae, Streptophyta, Magnoliopsida, Ericales, Ebenaceae.
UUCUCGGGCCAUUGGGGGGACGGCCGAUGGGAUGACGAAGAAUGUCAGAACAACAAUGGCGACCGUUCUCUCUCUCCUCCGCCCACCUUUUGCUAAUGCCCGUUUAUCUUUCCAAAAUCUUUCCCUUUCCAAACCCUUCCUCCCUCCCUCCUCCAACUGCAGAGCGAACCUUCUCCUCCGUCUUCGCCUCUCCUCCUCCACUCCAUGCGCGCCUUCGGCCUCUCUUGUGAAGGUGGCGGAGGAGUUCGACCUAAACCACUACCUUCGUUGUUCCAUGCCCGAUAAGCGUCCUCUGAAGGUCGCUGUGCUUCUUAGUGGUGGCGUCGACAGCAGCGUCGCUCUCCGCCUCCUCCACACCGCCGGCCAUUCCUGCACCGCCUUUUAUCUCAAGAUUUGGUUCCAGGAAGAUUUUGAAAACUUUUGGUCCGAAUGCCCAUGGGAGGAGGAUUUGAAGUAUGCAAAAGCCGUUUGCAAUCAGGUUGAUGUGCCACUGGAAGUUGUCCAUCUGACUGAUGAAUAUUGGGAAAAUGUGGUUUCCUACAUUAUUGAGGAGUAUCAGUGUGGGCGUACUCCUAACCCAGACAUUCUCUGCAAUACAAGGAUAAAGUUUGGUGCAUUCUUGGAUGCCAUUGCUGGGUUGGAAUUUGACUUUGUUGCUUCUGGACAUUAUGCAAAAGUUGUUCACUUCUUUGUGGAACAAAGGGAUGAACUCUCUAUUCUAGAAUUGUCGAAAGAUCUGGUCAAGGAUCAAACAUACUUCCUUUCACAUCUCUCACAGUCCCAACUUAAGAAACUCAUUUUUCCUCUUGGUUGUAUCACAAAGGAUGAAGUCCGGAAGCUUGCAAAAGAAUUUGAUUUGCCUAACAAGGAUAGAAAGGAUUCACAAGGAAUAUGCUUUCUUGGAAAGAUAAGGUUUAGUGAAUUUGUUGCAAGGCACAUUGGGGAGAUGGAAGGGGUCAUAUUGGAAGCCGAGACAGGAGAUUUCCUAGGGAGACAUCGGGGCUUUUGGUUCUAUACAAUUGGCCAACGCCAAGGCUUGCGACUCCCUGGAGGGCCCUGGUAUGUUGUUCAAAAGGAUGUUAAAAACAAUGUCAUCUUUGUAUCAAGGAAUUAUUUCUCUUAUGAUAAAAGGAGGCGCUUAUUUCGUGUUGGAUCCCUGAAAUGGCUCAGUUCAUCUCCUGCCCAAACUAACUUACUUCAAUGCAAGGUUCGACAUGGCCCUGGUUUCUACGACUGCAGCUUGAGAAUGCAACUUGACGAAGAUGGUCACGAAGUUGCAGUUGUCCAGUUAUCUGAAGAUGAUCAAGGCCUGGCAGCCGGGCAGUUUGCAGCCUUCUAUCAGGGGGAAGUUUGCCUUGGCUCCGGCGUCAUCCUGGAGUCCUGGGAUGGUCAGGGUUUUUUGGUAUGUGAAAGGGCUCUUGAAAUAGCAAGGAUGGAAGAUAAGUCAAAGCUCGGGAAUCCGGUUAAGAUAAAGGUGAAAACAGAUGCUUGUCUGAAGGAGUCUGACAAUGCGGAGUGUGUUGAGAUUGAGGUAAAAAGCUGAAGAAUUCUCCAAAUGCAGUUACUGAUGAAACAGGAUGAGUUUAUCAGCAUGAAGCAAGCUCCAGAUUUCAACUCAAUCGGUGGCAACAGUUGAUACUUGAUGGGAAAGUUUUUGCAGGUGUUCUAGUUCUCAUCUGCUCCUCAAUUCACAUCAAGAGAUCACACUAUCUAUAAUGAAGAAGAGUUUAUGGGCCAAAGAAUGGCCAUCUGCUACUCCAAUCUUCUCAAAAUGGGUCACAGCUCUUUGCUUCUUUUCCCAUGGCUGUAAAUUAUACAGGAACAAGAUCAACUUGACGCUUUUUGUUUUUUAUUUUUUCCCUUUGGCUACAAGUCUUGUUUGUGAGAUUUAAGUAAAUCCAAGUGUUGAAUUGUAUUAGUUCU